Molecule: messenger RNA, 843 nt
Organism: Mercenaria mercenaria
Lineage: Eukaryota; Metazoa; Mollusca; Bivalvia; Venerida; Veneridae
Exons: 2
Coding region: 1-843 (280 amino acids)
Molecular function (GO): nucleic acid binding
Source: RefSeq, a predicted model, not a curated record
AUGAGAAAGCUACAAGGUAGAGACAGGGAAAACAAUGGUUCACUUAUAGUCAAUGAACUUACAGAAGCAGAAAGAAGAUGGAUUAUAUAUAUACAGAGAAAACAUUUCGGCGAAGUGUUAAGUGCAAUUCAAAACAGCCAAUGCAGAAUUUGCAGACGUUACGAAGGAGGACCCUAUAAGCUGCCUGUGAUGCCACCUCAUCCUAAAUCACGAGUGCCAGAAACUCCUCCGUUCACACACACAGGAUUGGAUUAUUUUGGUCCAUUAUAUGUGAAAUCAGCAGACGGAAAGACUAAAGUCUUGGUAUGUUUAUUUACCUGUAUGGUCACUCGAGCUAUACAUCUUGAACAUGUACAGAACAUGUCAUCAGAAGAAUUUCUUCUAGGUUUUAGGCGUUUCGUGUCUCAGAGAGGUGUGCCUAACGAGAUCAUUUCAGAUAACGCUUUGCAGUUCAAGACAGCCAGUAGAACAUUAGAUAUACUUUGGUCUAAUAUUGUGACACGUGCAGAAUUAUUCUUCGGAGCAAAGAAUCAACUGGAAUUUCAUAGUAGAAUUGGCACCCUGGAUGGGUGGAUUCUACGAGAGAUUAGUGGGUGGAAUAGGCUAGUCAAUUUAUGGCUGAAAGGACAAAACGCUUUUUGGCGCAUAUGGCAAGAAGAGUAUUUGCUUGGCCUUAGAGAAAGAGCUCAAGUGAAAUUAAAAUCAAAGAAAAUUGUUAGUGUUAUGGAAUCGAGUGUCGGUGAUAUUGUGAUCAUUAAGGACGAACUUCCAAGGUCUAGUUGGAGAAUGGGUCGAAUAGAGGAAACGCAACAAAGCAAGGACGGCAAAGUACGAUCAGCGUAA